Phalaenopsis equestris is the source of this 1174-nucleotide messenger RNA. Its product is annotated as probable inactive poly [ADP-ribose] polymerase SRO1. The coding region runs from base 175 to 1161 and encodes 328 amino acids. The record is from RefSeq and is a predicted model, not a curated record. NCBI's taxonomy places the organism in Eukaryota, Viridiplantae, Streptophyta, Magnoliopsida, Asparagales, Orchidaceae. The transcript has a single exon.
UGACGCAUAGUUGGCAACUACUUCUAAUUCUUUUUCUGUUCAGAGCUGAAGCCAUUCUUAGACAUGAGAUUCUGGAUAUUAGCAGGAACAUGCAAACACAUGCAAUUAAAGAGUCAUUCUUGAAGCAUUAGUAGUAGUGUUGAAAUUGUUUAUAACAAAACCAAGCAGAAUAGAAUGCCUUCUGCUCCUCACUUCUCUGACAAUGACCAUGGACUUGUAACUAACCCAUGCAAGAGUGCUUGUUUAAAGUGCUGCGAAGUGAUUAAAGCUGGGGAAUAUUUUCCUAUGGAAAAGUGUACUGUUAGAAACUAUCGCAACUUUAUGAAAAGUGGUUUGCCUCAUCGGCUUCUAUUUUACAAGGACAGUGAAUGGAUUGAUUUUGCUGCGGAUAUAAUUGGUCUGAUACAUGAUAACUUCCAAGCGAAGAAGGCAAUUUUUGAAGUUUCUUGUCAGAAUCAACAUUUCUUAUUUGACUUUGUCCGUAUGCUACAUAUAGAUAUAAAGACAGGUUUCAGCAAGCCACUUGCAUGGAUUGAUGAGCAUGGAAAAUGUUUUUUCCCGGAAAUAAGUUCUGAAUUCUGUGCACCUUGUGUACCAAAAGGUGCUCGUGAACUUAAUUCCCGCUUGGAUACCUUUCCUAGCGCUUCAGAAAACUCAAAUUCAGGAUACCCUUACCAUAAGGAUAAACAGACUAAGCAUGCAAAGCUUAUUUUACAAAAUGAUCCUAUGAAUUUGAUGGGCGAAGUGGUGGGUGAAAAUGAUCUCUGUCUUCCUAUUUCAUGCAAUGCAAUAAGUUCUAGAAUGGAUCAGGAAAAUGCAGCUGCAGCAGUCGAUAGCCAACUUGCUUUUGAUUCUGUCCAGAGAUUCUUUCUCUCUGGAAUGUAUCCUUAUGUUGAUUCGAAGGGAGUAGUAAGCAUCUCAAGAGCUCCUAUAUUCGAUCAAUCUGGAAAAUUUCUUUUUAGUAGUUUUCUCAAGCACAUCGAGAUAACGCAAAAUUUUCGUGGUGUUGCUAACGUGCGUUAUGCUUGGCUUCCAGCUACUAAGUCUACAGCAGAAGAUUUAAUACUUCGUGGCAUUAUGAGGAUUGAGAAGCCUCUGCAUGGCAGCAGAUAUGGUCUCGGGAUUCACCUUGCACCAGUGAACUAUCCUAAUAUCUGGUGAGAUUUUAUGUUCA